UCUACUUCCCGCAAGGAUUCCAUUGCUGAGCCGGCCAGAAAAAAAAGUAUGCGACCAGAGGAUGCCUAAGGCUGGAGGGGGUUGCAGGUCAUCCCUUUGCCAAGGGACCCCAGUGGGAAUGAUCGCCGUGUGGUGCGCGCUCUGCUUGUUCCUGGUGACGGUGAGCGGGGUGCCAGCGGCCAGGCUUCCCAUCGCAGAGCCGGAGGAGGACAGAGCGGAGAGAAAACCAGCAGAUUACCUCAUAGGAGAGCAGAUCCCUCUUGAUGAGCUCAUGUACGGAGUCGGAGAAACCAUCGAACUGUUAUGUAGUGUGGAGAACCCCCCUAUGUCUAUUUCAUGGCUGAAAGAUGGGAUUGUAGUGAAGUCCAGCAACCAGACGCACACAAGACAGAACCUGCUGAGGAUCACCAAUGUUUCCUAUGAUGACUCUGGGAUUUAUAGCUGUACGUUGCUGCUUUCUGGAGAGAUUCUGCGGAAUUUUACGAUCAGAGUGGCCGACAUGCCAUCGUCUGGUGAUGAUGAGGAUGAUGAUGAGGAAUCGGAGGAAAGGGAACCUCCAUACUGGACACAGCCGGAAAAACUGGAGAAGAAACUUUAUGCCCAACCAGCCGCUAGUACCGCCCGCUUCCGCUGCCCUGCUGCUGGGAAGCCUCUGCCCAGCAUUUAUUGGCUGAAAAAUGGGAAAGAAUUCAGAGGGGAGCAUCGGAUUGGUGGAAUCAAGUUGAGGCACCAGCAGUGGAGCGUGGUCAUGGAGAGCGUGGUCCCUUCCGAUAAAGGCAACUAUACUUGCGUUGUGGACAACAAGUAUGGAACACUUCGUCACACUUAUCAGCUGGAUGUCUUAGAGCGGUCUUCCCAUCGGCCCAUUCUCCAGGCAGGGUUACCCGCCAAUAAGACGGUGGUAGUUGGCAGUGAUGUGGAGUUUCACUGUAAGGUUUACAGCGAUGCUCAACCGCACAUUCAGUGGCUAAAGCACGUGGAGAUUAAUGGCAGCAAGUAUGGCCAAGAUGGAGAUCCGUAUGUAUCCAUCUUAAAGUCCUGGACAAGCGAUGAGACCGAAACUGAUGCUAGCCUAAUUCUGUCCAAUGUGACACCAAACGAUGAAGGAGAAUUUAUUUGUAGAGCCAUCAAUUUCAUAGGCUUGGCCGAAGCGUCUUUUUGGCUCAGCGUUUAUUACCCAACAGCAGAACCAGUUGUGAAGGUGGUGGCCACAUCAUCCAACUCAGCCAGUGUUUUGAUCAUGGUGACUGUAGCCAUUGUCUUUAUCUUACUGAUCAUCGUUAUUAUCACCUACCGAAUAAAAAUCCCUUCCAAGAAGGCCAUGAACACACCAACUGUGCAAAAAGUCUCCAAGUUUCCACUGAAGCGACAGGUGUCACUGGAGUCCAACUCUUCAAUGAAUUCUAACACCCCGCUGGUGAGAAUAACUCAUCUGUCCUCCACCGAUGGGACCAUGUUGGCCAAUGUUUCUGAGCUUGGGCUGCCCGCUGAUCCCAAGUGGGAGUUGCAGAGGAGUCGGUUGACACUGGGAAAACCAUUGGGCGAAGGAUGCUUUGGCCAAGUAGUGAUGGCAGAAGCUAUCGGUAUUGAUAAGGAUAAGCCAAAUAAAGCAUGUACUGUAGCAGUGAAGAUGUUAAAAGAUGAUGCCACAGAUAAGGACCUCUCAGACCUGGUGUCUGAAAUGGAAAUGAUGAAGAUGAUCGGGAAGCAUAAAAAUAUAAUAAACCUGCUUGGAGCGUGUACACAAGAUGGGCCUCUCUAUGUCUUGGUUGAAUACGCAUCCAAGGGGAACCUCAGGGAAUUCUUAAGGACUCGACGUCCCCCUGGGAUGGACUAUUCAUUUGACACAUGUAAAAUCCCCACCGAACAGCUGACGUAUAAGGACUUGGUGUCUUGCGCGUACCAGGUUGCCCGCGGAAUGGAAUAUCUGGCAUCUCAAAAAUGUAUUCACAGAGACCUGGCAGCCCGGAAUGUACUAGUUACUGAUGACAGUGUGAUGAAAAUUGCUGACUUUGGGCUUGCUAGAGACAUUCACAACAUAGACUACUAUAAGAAGACCACAAACGGUCGGCUGCCUGUGAAAUGGAUGGCUCCGGAAGCAUUGUUUGACCGUGUCUACACUCACCAGAGCGAUGUAUGGUCGUUUGGAGUGCUUCUGUGGGAGAUCUUUACUUUGGGGGGCUCCCCGUACCCUGGGAUCCCAGUAGAAGAACUAUUUAAGCUUUUAAAAGAGGGUCAUCGGAUGGACAAGCCAGCCAAUUGCACACAUGAGCUGUAUAUGAUAAUGAGAGAGUGCUGGCAUGCGGUACCAUCACAAAGACCCACCUUCAAGCAGCUUGUUGAAGACCUUGACCGCACCCUUACUGUAACUUCUACUGAUGAGUACCUUGACCUUUCUGUGCCAUUUGAACAGUAUUCACCAGUGUGCCAGGACAGUCACAGCACUUGUUCAUCAGGAGAUGAUUCAGUCUUUGCACAUGACAUUCUUCCCGAUGAGCCCUGUCUUCCCAAGCACCAGCAAUGCGAUGGCAUCAUUAGAACAUGACUUUCACCUGGACAGACACACAGGAUAGAAGGAAUGUAGACUUGAGGCAUAUGGACAGGCCUGCCCAGUCAUGAUACUUGCUGUACAUUAAGUCAAGAAGCACUGUUUGGCCUGAAGGAACUGCUACGAUACAGAGAAAGAAAUAUAUGA
Nanorana parkeri is the source of this 2695-nucleotide messenger RNA. RefSeq names its product fibroblast growth factor receptor 3 (gene FGFR3). Gene Ontology annotation, molecular function: fibroblast growth factor receptor activity; fibroblast growth factor binding; ATP binding. The record is from RefSeq and is a predicted model, not a curated record. The transcript is spliced from 17 exons. The coding region runs from base 62 to 2545 and encodes 827 amino acids. Gene Ontology annotation, biological process: positive regulation of MAPK cascade; fibroblast growth factor receptor signaling pathway; multicellular organism development. Gene Ontology annotation, cellular component: membrane; signaling receptor complex. NCBI's taxonomy places the organism in Eukaryota, Metazoa, Chordata, Amphibia, Anura, Dicroglossidae.